Anastrepha obliqua is the source of this 2585-nucleotide messenger RNA. RefSeq names its product atypical kinase COQ8B, mitochondrial (gene Coq8). The record is from RefSeq and is a predicted model, not a curated record. Bases 265 to 2376 code for a protein of 703 amino acids. Lineage: Eukaryota; Metazoa; Arthropoda; Insecta; Diptera; Tephritidae. The transcript has 6 exons. Gene Ontology annotation, molecular function: kinase activity. Gene Ontology annotation, cellular component: extrinsic component of mitochondrial inner membrane. Gene Ontology annotation, biological process: ubiquinone biosynthetic process.
GCUGUCCGCUUGGCUGUUAUACGGCCUUCACAUAACCCCACUUUGCCAGCUGUGUAUGUUUUGACGAAAUUUACAUUUGUUUCGCAACCGAUCGAGAGAAAAUCGUACGCAACGAUAUAGAGGAUUAAGUAAAGAGUUGAAAAUUCCAUAAAUAAGCGUACAACAAAUGUUUUGCAACGUACAAGUGGAAAACAAAAUUAGAUUUGGUUCGUGAAUCAUCGCAGAAGGAAACAAGUUUUGUUAGCACGGGGCGGGGCGGUGAACAUGUCACGUUCAGCACAAGAUGCGCUCGCCGUAUUGCGGGGCAUACAGCUAGUAGUGGAGGCGUUGUAUCGCGAACAGAGCACACAAUGUAAAUUUCGCUGGAGUAACUCGAGUAUACGCGAACUUUUGCAGGCCAAUCUUCAACAGAGCGCAAACUAUAUGCAGCAAGUGGGUACACAACCAACGGAGGAGCUAAAAAAACUACAACAAUUGUUGCAGGAAACUAGUGAGCGCACUGGUGUUGUAUUUGAAGGUUUGCGUCAAUUAACUAUCGCCAAAGUGCCUAACGAAUUGUGUCGAGGUCCGGAAACGUUGCAGCGGGCAAUGAGUAACGUAAUUGGUGCAAGUGGUGGUGGGGGUAGUGCACAGUCUGGUGACGUAAAAACAAGCGGAACAAUUAAUUUUAGUAGUAGCACUGGCAGUGGUACUACAGCUGGUAAGGCGGGCAGCCAUUUGGAUGCAGCACAACUUGAUAUAUCGUCCAUCACACUAAAUGAAUUGGAGGAAAUAUUGUCAAAGCGCAACAAAAAUCGUGAUAUCAGCUUGCGAACUCCAUCAACAGAACGUAAACAAGUGGACGAAAACAAGCAAAAUAUGGAAGCAGAUACAGUAAUAGGUGCUGAAAAAGCAGCAACCGGAACUUCUGCAACAGCUGCCGAAGCGCCUCUGUCCGCUGGAUCAGUGAAAGCAGACACUGUUUAUGUGGAAAAUAUAUUAAAAACUAUUGCCGGCCACUCGUCUACCACGGAAUCCGCGGGUGCAACAUCUAUUGGCCUGCCUACAUUGAGCACAGUGGCUAAGCAGCGACGUGUGCCAUCCACUCGGCUCGGGCGCAUGGUUUCGUUUGGCGGUCUCUUUGCUGGUUUAGGUGUCGGCACCAUAAACGAAUUAACCAAAGGCGCGCUUGGUAUUGGUGGCUCAAAAAAUUUGAAAGAAGCUCUCCUUAGUCCAGCUAAUGCAGAGCGAAUUGUUGACACGCUUUGCAAGGUGCGUGGGGCGGCGCUGAAAAUCGGCCAAAUACUUAGUAUACAAGAUUCGAAUGUGGUGUCACCGCAGCUGGCUAAAGCGUUUGAGCGUGUACGUCAAGCGGCUGACUACAUGCCUGAUUGGCAGGUGGAGCGUGUGAUGAUCACACAACUGGGUGCCGAUUGGCGCACCCAAUUGGAAAGUUUCGAUAAUAAACCCUUUGCGGCGGCUUCGAUUGGACAGGUGCAUCGCGCAACUUUGAAAAAUGGCAUGCAAGUGGCAAUAAAAAUUCAAUACCCUGGUGUGGCGCAAAGCAUUGAGAGCGAUAUUGAUAAUUUGGUGGGUAUGCUUAAGGUGUGGGACGUCUUUCCGCACGGCUUCUUCAUUGACAAUGUGGUCAAGGUGGCCAAACGUGAACUCAACUGGGAAGUGGACUACACACGCGAAGCUGAGUAUACAGAUAAAUUUAAGCAAAUGAUUUCGCCCUACCCAGAGUACUAUGUGCCAACAGUAAUCAAGGAAUUGACCACAGGGAAUGUGCUAACAACCGAAUUAGUGCCAGGUGUACCGCUGGACAAGUGCUUCGAUUUAAGCUAUGAGCAUCGCCAUCACAUUGCUUCGUCUAUACUCAAAUUGUGUUUGCGUGAGCUGUUCGAGUUAGAGUGCAUGCAAACCGAUCCGAAUUGGUCUAAUUUCCUUUAUGAUGUUAAAACGAAAAGACUAAUGCUAAUUGAUUUUGGUUCGACUCGUUUCUAUCAAAAGAAAUUCAUCCAAAACUAUCGCCAGGUAAUAAUACACGCAGUUGAGAACAAUCGCGAUGGUGUUUUGCGUAUGUCACGUGAAAUGGGUUUCCUCACUGGCUAUGAGACCAAGCAAAUGGAAGAGGCUCAUGUGGAUGCCGUUAUGAUACUCGGUGAAAUGUUUCGCUUUGAUGGCGAAUUCGAUUUCGGGCGUCAAAACACUACGGAGCGUAUCGCACAUUUAGUACCAACUAUGGUCGCCCAUCGUCUUUGUCCACCGCCAGAGGAAAUCUAUUCCAUACAUCGCAAAUUAUCGGGCAUAUUUUUGUUGUGUGCACGCAUGAAUGUACGACUGGAUUGUCGGCCAUACUACAAGGAAAUUGUUAUUGAGAAAUUUAAAGAAUAAAACCGAAAGUACACACAAGCUUUAGUUAAUGCAUAUUUGUCAAAGCCCUUUAACGUGUAGUUUGCAUAACCACUUGUCGAUUAGUCGAGUUUUAAACGAUUUGGUUUUCUAACAUGUCAAAAAGCGUAAACUUGAAGUUUAGUUUAGCUUAAGUUUAUAGUUAAUUUUAAUAAAUGAAAUAAAUAAAAUGGCUAACAGGUUUUAAGCGA